Messenger RNA from Mytilus trossulus (common blue mussel), 3400 nucleotides. Its product is annotated as ragulator complex protein LAMTOR1-like. Gene Ontology annotation, biological process: cellular response to amino acid stimulus; regulation of receptor recycling; endosomal transport. Gene Ontology annotation, cellular component: late endosome membrane; Ragulator complex; membrane raft. NCBI's taxonomy places the organism in Eukaryota, Metazoa, Mollusca, Bivalvia, Mytilida, Mytilidae. The record is from RefSeq and is a predicted model, not a curated record. Bases 99 to 695 code for a protein of 198 amino acids. Gene Ontology annotation, molecular function: molecular adaptor activity; guanyl-nucleotide exchange factor activity. The transcript has 7 exons.
UGUCAUGUGAGUGCCUAAGGUCAAGGAUUUCUACAAAUAAAACCGAAAAAAGCAACAGAUCUGUAUAUAGGUUCAAGAAAGUAACAAACCCAUUAAAUAUGGGAUGCUGCUUUAGCAGCGAAGAUGAUAAAGACACACUGACUAAUGAGCCUGAUGAAACAACUAGACUUAUAAACCCUGUACAAAAUCAUUCACCAAGAUCUGUUUUUAGUUGCUGCUGUUGUUAUGGUAUCAAAACAGAAGAACCGAAACCAGUGUUUACAGAACCUCCCCAGCCCUAUAAUCCACCUCCUAUAAUACAAACACUACCUAGUGGUCCAAGCAGUGAGCCAGCAAUAAUAAGCCAUCCAAAAGGAGAUGAACAGUCAGCGUUAGAAAGAAUAUUACAGAAAACAGCAAGGGAUGUGAUAGAUGUUACAAAUGAAAGUAAUUUAGUAGAACAAACAGAGUAUCAAGAGAGAACUAGACAGUAUAGCAACAGAGUUAACAUGGUAGUAGGUGGCAGUAGUCGGUUAAAGCAGAAACCAAAUCUACCUAAUUGUGUUACAGCUCCACAGUCAGUGCUAGCCAGUAAACCUAUUUCAUUACAUGAUAUUCAGUUGAUAACCAAUGCUACAGAGAAAGCAUCUAGAUGCAUAAAAGAGAUUAAGGUUCAGCAUAAAGAGAAUUUAGUCGUACCGUUUGGUGUUCCAUGAUAGUUAUUUGUUAUAUUAGGAUUUAUUGUUAAAAAUUCAUUACUGCACAUAUGUACAUAUAUGUAUUUAUGUAUAUAAAUGUAUGAGAGGGUGUAUAAACUGUGAGAUAGAUUUACAAUUGGAGAGAAGAAUUGUUGUAUGUUUGUAUGAUUUGAAGGUCGGAGUUCAUCAUGUUUAUUGAGUGAAAAUCUAAUGAUCGAAAAUGUUUAUUUUGUUCCAUAGUCACUAUUGUUUAUGCACAUUUAAUUAAUGGAAUUAGAAUUAAUUUAUUUAUUGUAUAUGAAAUCGGGGUACAAUUUUUAAUUCACCAAUUUUUACAAUCGAAAAACAAACAAAAAACAUAUUAACAAAUAAAUAUAUUUACUUUAGGACCUAGAUACUUUGUGUUCCCAAUAUGAAAUUUCAUGGUUUAUUCUGUGGAAGUUCUUCUGGACACACACCAAAGUUCUCAAAAUAUCAAAUAAUUUUUUUUUUCUAUAAGAUAGAUUCUGAUUGGACUACAUGAAAUUGUAUGAGAUCCUUAAUUAUUGUGUUCUAGUAAUGUUCAUGCAUGGUGAGCAAUAUCAAGGCAGGAUGAAAGCAAAUCUUGCUCAAAUGUUAUAAAAUAUGUUUUCUUUCAAUAUUUGACAACGUCAAAUGCAAGAUUUUAUGAUUUCAAAAUAAAUGUUUACUAGGUCCUUUAGAUCGAAUGAGUGCAUUUAUGUGUUUACAUCAUUCUUUUUUACUCUUACAUACUACUAUUGUUACUUGCCUUGAUUUAGAACUUUUACCUAUUUUCGUUUUGUGAUACAUGUAUUGAAAUGUCUAAAGAGUAAAAGUUCUUUCAGAAGAAAAAUUGUUUAUGCAUACAACUUGCCUUUUAGUUACUGCAUGUCAUUAAAAUGCCUUACUUUGGAUUCAUAUAAUUUCAUGGAUGUCAAAUUUUGUGAAUUGAAGAAAAAUGUAUUUAUUUUGAACAUUUAAAUUAGAAGUCCACUUAUGGCAACAAAUUUGGUACCUCACUCUCACUAAUAUAUAUAAAUUAACCCACUGUAAUUAAUUUCAGUGCUGUAUUUCACAUCUCCUUCAAUUUCAAUCUUUGUUUGAGAGGUGAAAGGUCAAUCACAAAUAACUUUAAUCAUAAGAUGUUCUAUCAAUGCUAUUUUAAUAAUCUUGUAUCAAUAACCUUGGCUAUGUGGGGGUAAAAUGGCAGGCUACUCUAGAUCUUUUGCCAUCAUUUGUAAACCUUUUUGGUUGCUAUUAGUUGUUUGGCUACUGUCUCCAAUGAUAUUUUCUAUUUACUUUUAUUCAUUUGAUAACAUUUCAUUGGUUAAAGGUAUGAUGAAUCAAAUAUAUAAUUCUAAACAUUUAAAGGUGUAUGUUAAAAGGUUAUUUACAGAAUAUAUAUUUUUUUUUCAUUAAUUAGCUUAUGCCUCAUAUAUACAAAUGGAAGUAAAUGAUGUUGUUACUAUAUACAAUGUUUAUCAGAACGUAUUGUCAUACACAUAAGGAAUGGUAGCUCUAAAAUUAACCAGAAUGUAAUUGUCAAAUAACCUUUCGGCCAAACAUGUGCAUGUUCACUUUAUGAAGAGCUUUAGAUACUUGGUGCAUAUAAAUAAGUGCUGCUCAUAUGUGCAAUUAAUUAUAAUUUAGUUGUUUUUGUAUAUUGAAAUGAUAAAUUUUCUGAUUCUGUGUCCUUACUUUGCUAACAAGGAUCUGACAAACACUUCUUUUUUUUGAAGACCCUUUGGGGUCGUCUUGAUUUGUCCUAAUGCUACAUAACUGCAAAAAUUUGAAAGGCGAAAUUUUAUUGGCUAACUUAAUAUUUACUGGAACAGAAAGUAAAAUGGGGUUUGUCAAGUCUUUGUAAGCAAAAUGAUGACACAUGAUCUGUAGUUUUAUUAUCAUAUUGUUUUUAUAUCUGCCUAUUUUGUUAUAGAAAAUGUGUAAUGAUGGAUACUGUAUUUAUGAUUGAGAUACAUUAAAAUGGGUUAAUUCCUUAGAUUUUAAGUUUCCUGAUUCAAAAGACCAAACCAUAUUUCAAGGAUUUAGUUGUGUAUUUUUUGUUGUCUUUUAUUCUGUUCUUUCUUCAAGAUGAGAUUUAUGUGGGGAUAUUUUUGGAGAUUUAUUCUGAAUCUUCAAAAUUCCCUGCUUACCAAUAAAGGAGAAGUGAAAAUGUAUUUAAUAUUAAUAUAACCUUUUCUCAAAAGCUGAAAGAAUGAGUUGGUGAAGGUUCCUACAAUUCAAAUGCUUAGCUAUCAUUUUUUUGAAGGGUUCCCAUCCAAUAGCAUUUAAUUUAUUUCUAAGUAAGAAAAAUAGUUGAGUAUACAUCCAAUGCUUAAGACUAUAUGACUUUCUCGAUAGUUUCCUUAUUUCAUUUGUUUUCUUGUUAUAGCACAAACUAUUAAUUACAAAAUGAAACUACAACAAAAAGAGAUAAAGAUUAUUUUCAUUUAAGUUUUAUUAAAAUGAACAUUCCAUCACUUGGAUAUAAGAAUUUUGAAACCAACUUGUUGAUUGUAACUUAUUUUAGGAUAAGAUAUAGAUGUGAAAUAAUAACUUAAAGUAAAUUGUAGAUAUUACCAGAAUGUUGCCAUUUACAUGUGCAAUAUUUUGUGUGAUUAAUUGUUCUAUUUUUUAUGUCUACAUCAUAAUCUGUGCUUGAAAUGUAUGUUGGAAGAUGGACAUUUUCACAAACAUUAUUAUGAAUAAAGACUUCUUAUCAA